AUGUUGCACACAGCGGCUUUUGUCGCCCUCCUGGCGGCGGUCCCCUCGUUUAUCGUUCCAGUCACGGCAUCCUCGAAGCGCGGCCUCGUAUUCACGCCAAACGCGACCAGCCGCGCCGACGAUGACAUCUGGGUCAAGAAGCCGACGACCCUGACGUGGUACUACAACUACAAGUCGGACCCCGAGCCCACCUAUGCCGACAUCCCCCAGUCCGAGUUCGAGUUUGUGCCCAUGCUGUGGGGUGCCCCGCCAACCCUCGACGACACUUCGUUCCUGUCCAACGUGACGAGCCUGAUGGACAAGGGCGUCAACAUCACCAAUGUGCUCUCGUUCAACGAGCCCGACGGCCCGUUUGCAUGGGGAGGCAGCAACAUGCAGCCGUCCGCCGCGGCCAAGGUCUGGGUCAAGAACAUGAUUCCCCUGCAGGAGAAAGGUGUCCGCGUCGGGCUGCCGGCCUGCACCGGAGGGUCUACGGGGUUGCCCUGGCUGCGGAAUUUCCUGAGCGAGUGCUCCAAGCUCAUCAGCACCGAUGAGGAGACGCGCAACUGCACCUACGACUUCGUGACGAUCCAUUGGUACGGCAACUUUGAGGGGCUAGCGAGCCACAUGGGACAGUACUCGGCAGCGUUCCCUAACAAAACCAUGUGGAUCACCGAGUACAACCUCGCCAACGAGGACCUGGCGGCCACGCAGUCCUUCUACAACAUGUCGGCCGAGUACUUUGACCGCCUCGACUUUGUUGGGCGCUACUCGCUGUUCGGCGCCUUCCGAAGCGACGUGUCCAACGUCGGACCCAACGGAGCCAUGCUCAGUAACAAUGGCAGCCUUACCGACAUUGGUGCCUGGUACCUUGGCCGGCCGGCAACCGGCAUUAAGCCCACACAGGGGUCGUCGGGGUCGUCGGGUUUCCGGUCGCUUCCGCAGGGCGGGCUGGCCGUGCUCACCGCGCUGCUGGCUGUUGCGGCAUUCCUUUGA
Molecule: messenger RNA, 975 nt
Organism: Parathielavia appendiculata
Lineage: Eukaryota; Fungi; Ascomycota; Sordariomycetes; Sordariales; Chaetomiaceae
Product: glycoside hydrolase family 128 protein
Exons: 2
Coding region: 1-975 (324 amino acids)
Biological process (GO): fungal-type cell wall polysaccharide metabolic process
Cellular component (GO): fungal-type cell wall
Source: RefSeq, a predicted model, not a curated record